Molecule: messenger RNA, 705 nt
Organism: Exophiala spinifera
Lineage: Eukaryota; Fungi; Ascomycota; Eurotiomycetes; Chaetothyriales; Herpotrichiellaceae
Exons: 2
Coding region: 1-705 (234 amino acids)
Biological process (GO): attachment of spindle microtubules to kinetochore
Cellular component (GO): spindle microtubule; DASH complex
Source: RefSeq, a predicted model, not a curated record
AUGGCACUUUUAGCAAAUCAUUUGGAGCAAAUAACCCUGUCCUCAAAGUCGAUAGCAGGGCUCGAGUUCCUCCCUCCAAAGAUCUUCACUAAUGCGAUCUUGGGAGAUUAUGAGAUUACCACUUUAAUUCGUGACACUGAAUCCCAUGAGCGUGCCUUGUUUACCCUGGAUCCCCAUGCCGUCGGACGGAGUCGACGGAGCAAUGCGACACAGCAGCAUGCAAACUCUGCAGGCCUGAACGGCCUGUUUCCAACCGUACAGUCGACGAGACAGUCAGUAGUUACGAGAUUACUGGGUGAUGAUAUCCUGCAAGAAAUUAGACAAUCAAGCAAGAAACGUGAUGGAGUCAAUGUCGAGGUACUCCUCCAGGGCGCCGAAAGAUUGUGCGAGGUGUAUGCAGUUGGAGGGGCCCCUGAGAAGAUCAGAGCACUACGCAAUCGGUAUGAAGAUGUUGCGACUUCCAUUUCUACCUUGGAAGAGAAGGUUUCGCAGCAACAGGCCCUCUUGGAACGAAGAAACAGAAGCUUCGAGGUUGAGCACGAAGAGCUCGAAUCUGCUGAUCCGCAUACUGAUUACUCCAUGCCGUUGACAGAGCAGGACUUCCAGAAUGAGGAAGACGAGAUCAAAGAGCUCGAAGCGAGGAAGAAGGCAUUGGAAUACCGUGUCUCUGGCAUGGAACGAGAUCUUGGUGGACUCCUUCGCUGA